CAUAUACUUUUAUACCUGUACUUCAGAAUCUAUUUUUUAUUCAUACAGAAGAUUAAAAACGAAGAUGAAUUUAUCCGAGGACGACUCAAGCGGCGAAGACAGCCCUGUUCCUGGGAAAAGGAGCCGACUCGAUACAUACGGAGCUUCGUCUACUAAUUCUGUUUUACAAGAAUCAGAUGAAGAUUCACCUGCAUCGUAUGGAGAUAGCUACACUCCAGACAAUGUAAGGGCAGGACAGUCAAAUUUUAAAUAUGGUGAAGACGUUUCGAAAGGCAUGUAUAGAGAGAGCAGAAGUAGCCUCAGUGAAAACUGCUCCUCACCAAACUAUUCAAAUGAUGAUUAUGGAACUGUAUACAAUAAUAAGGAUCAUGAGGAUGACACAGAUAAUGACUCCUAUCAAAUAACCAAUGACACCUCAUAUUAUAAUCGAACUGAAACUACUUCACAGUCAGACAACAAUACUGGCCAAUAUUCAGAAUUUUCUAAAAAGAUGAUGGCAAACAUGGGUUACAAACCUGGCAAGGGUUUGGGUAAAUAUGAACAUGGAAGGGUUGAGCCGGUUGAGGCAUCAAAACAAAAAGGCAGAAGAGGAUUAGGUGCAAAACCUUCUGUUGUGGGAGAGAUACCAACAGAUUUGAAGUUCAGUCAAGAUCUUUCUGCCCCAAUAGCAAGAGAAAAAGCAUAUCCAUUGCCGUUCAACAAUGAGGAACCAUUGAGUGAUACAAUAUUGGAAGAGUGGUUGAGGCAAGGCCCCCAAAAACUAACUAUAGAUGAUGAAACUAACUUUGUAGACCCAAAAAUUCUAAAAGGUGUAAUAAAUGCUAAGUCCAUAUUUGACAAUUUACAAGAUGAAGAUAUGAGGAAAGCUAGAUUCCGUAGUAACCCUUACGAAACUAUUGGUUCUGUGAUAUUUCUGAACAGAGCUGCAGUAAAGAUGGCAAAUAUAGAUGCCAUAUUUGACUACAUGUUCACUUUACCAAAAAAUAGACAUGGCCAGCCCAUAGUGGGCGAGAAGGACCUUUUGUACUUUGCUGAUGUUUGUGCAGGCCCUGGAGGGUUUUCCGAAUAUGUUUUAUACAGGAAGGGAUGGAGAGCAAAAGGUUUUGGAUUUACUCUCAAAGGUCCAAACGACUUUAAACUAGGCGAUUUCCAUGCUGGACCUCCAGAAACGUUUAAUCCAUAUUACGGGAAAAACAAUGACGGUAAUAUUUUCGACCCAGUCAAUUUGAUGUCUCUCAAGGAAUAUGUUUUGAAACAAACAGACGAUUUGGGUGUUCAUUUCCUGAUGGCUGAUGGGGGUUUCUCAGUUGAAGGUCAAGAAAAUAUUCAAGAGAUUUUGUCAAAACAAUUGUAUCUUUGUCAAUGUUUGGCUGCACUUAUGCUCGUCAGAACGGGAGGCAAUUUCGUCGUCAAACUGUUUGAUGUAUUCACACCAUUUAGUGUUGGACUUGUUUAUUUGAUGUAUCAAUGUUUUGGACAAGUGUACAUACAUAAACCUGUGACUUCAAGACCAGCAAACUCGGAGAGAUAUCUAGUUUGUUUUUGGAAAAAGUCAGGUGUUGAUGCAAUAGAGAAGCACUUGUUUUCCGUCAACUCUAUGAUGUGGAAGAAUCGAGGCAAGAACGAAGAUAUUACUGAACUAGUACCAGUGUCAGUUUUAAAGGAAGACAAAGUAUUCUAUGAUUACAUCUACACUAGCAACUGCAAAAUUGGCGAAAAGCAGAUAGAAAACUUACUUAAAAUAGCAGAAUAUAGUAAAAAUGAAUCACUAAAAGAUGAACAUCAAACUAGUAUGAAAAUUGAGUGUCUAAAAAUUUGGAAUUUACCAAAUGAAGUUAGAGUUAAAUCGAAGAGUUUAAGCCCUGAUGAAACACUCACCUAUAUAAUCAAUCACAUAGAUAAUCAUUCAAUAAGAAAAAUGAAUGUUGCCUCAUUCAAAAGUAACAUUCUGAAUAAACAACCACAGUAUAUUGAGGCAAAACCCGAUGUUAAUGUAUUUGAAAACAUAUAUGAUUGGCAUUUUACUUUUCUGAGUUCCAAUAAAGAAGGUCCAGACCUUAAGCUAUUCAUGGGAUGUGGCGGGAAAAAAGUUUUCAAAUUGGAUGGAAACAUUUGGAAGAGUGUAGCCGAUUUACAAGCAAUUAUGCCAGCUAAAACACUGGUUUAUGGAGAGGUUGUUAAAGAGUUUAGUGGAGAAGGAAUGGCUCAAAAGCACAGUAAAGCGCUACACAUAAUCGACGCUUUGUUUCUCGGUGGCAUUGACAUAUCCAACGAAUCUCUAACUGACAGAAUUAACCAGUGUGAGCUGUUCUGUAAAGCAUUAGAAAAAGACAAAAGUCAUCCACAAUCAUUACCAAUAAGAUUUAAAAAGUUUUAUAGUAUGGAAACAUUUAGUCACAGUGUUGCAAAUUUAGAAUUUCGUGCUAUGAAGAACAUUAGAAGAGCUUUAACUAUAAACAUUCCUAGACGAAUCAAUGCAGACGAUAAGUUUUUUAUAGUGGGCUCCAUACUUUUUAUAAAAGAAUUAAAAGUUCCUUGGAUUGCUCAAUUUUCAAGAACUCAUAACACCAAAUAUUACUAUGGAAAAGACAGGGAUGGAAAAAUACAGAGCCUAUUUCAUUUACCGCAGGAAGGAAAGCUGGACAUGGCUAGUUCAUAUGAAAGAAGAGUUAUGUGGCCAUGGGGUGAUGCAACUAAUGCGAUAUUUGAUGGAAAAACAAAUUCAUAUUUAUCAAGAAUAGAUAUGGAACAGGUGGAAAAAUAUCGUCCCUCAAAGUUAGACGACUUGGUUUCUCAUGAUGAUAUUAUCAAAACAAUUGGGCAGUUUAUGCAAGAAAAUCAAUUACCACAUUUACUGUUUUACGGACCACCGGGAACGGGGAAGACAUCCACAAUCCUUGCCUGUGCCAAACAAAUGUAUACACCACAACAGUUCAACUCCAUGGUCCUGGAGCUGAAUGCAUCUGAUGAUAGAGGGAUAGGUAUAGUCCGAGGACAAAUACUGAGUUUUGCUUCAACACGGACAAUAUUCAAGGCUGGACCCAAGUUAAUUAUUCUAGAUGAAGCUGAUGCAAUGACCAAUGAUGCCCAGAAUGCACUCAGAAGAAUAAUCGAGAAGUACACGGACAACGUGCGGUUCUGCAUAAUCUGCAACUACCUGGGCAAGAUCAUCCCGGCGCUGCAGUCGCGCUGCACGCGGUUCCGGUUCGCGCCGCUCCAGCAGGCGCAGAUCGUGCCGCGACUUAGGGAUAUCAUAGAGAAGGAGAAUGUGAAGAUAACCGAGGAUGGCAUCAAGGCCCUGCUCACGUUAGGCGGCGGCGACAUGCGGCGCGUGCUCAACAUGCUGCAGUCGACGUGGCUGGCGUACCGUGACGUCACCGAGCGUACAGUGUACACGUGCGUCGGGCACCCGCAGCGGGCGGACAUCAGCGCCAUACUCAACUGGCUGCUCAAUGAGAACGACUUUGCGGCGUGCUUUAAACAUAUUCAAGAUUUGAAAAUUGCAAAAGGAUUAGCACUCAAUGAUAUCCUCACUGAAAUACACACAAUCAUACAUAGAGUGAAAUUCCCGCCGGAAGUGCUAAUAACGUUGCUAAUCAAGAUGUCGGACUCGGAGGCGCGGCUAGCGAGCGGCUGCAGCGAGCGCAUCGAGUUGGCCGCGCUCAUCGCCGCGUUUGUCGACGCCCGGGAACAUAUCAACAUCGCUGAACUCACUGCCUAGUAUGCCGGUACGAGUUUACUUACUACCUAAUACAGUAGUAUGAGUUGACUUACUACCUAAUUCUCAGGACUUUAUUUUAGUAAGGGCGCUCGUAGCUCUAAUGCGCCGAUACCGAAUAGUUAAACUACCUAAAUACACCGGUACGACUUAAAAUACACCAGUAACCUUACCUAGAUAAGAAUUAAGGGCUAUUAAACUGAAAUUCGCUGCGAUAUACUGGUAAUAUUACGUCCAUAAGAGCUAUAGAAUUUUGUUCUGAACCUUAUCAAUCCUAUCUUGUCCCACAGUCCCCUAAAUGUCAUGUCAAUUGUUAAAGCGGCGUUAUAAACAUAAAGGGCAAUAACAAUUUACAACAGGUCAUUUAAAUCAUUGUCUUAUGUAACGAAUCUUGUAGUUAUAUUGUGAUAUUAUU
Messenger RNA from Aricia agestis (brown argus), 4133 nucleotides. RefSeq names its product replication factor C subunit 5 (gene RfC3). The record is from RefSeq and is a predicted model, not a curated record. Bases 65 to 3721 code for a protein of 1218 amino acids. NCBI's taxonomy places the organism in Eukaryota, Metazoa, Arthropoda, Insecta, Lepidoptera, Lycaenidae. The transcript is spliced from 21 exons. Gene Ontology annotation, molecular function: DNA clamp loader activity; ATP hydrolysis activity; ATP binding. Gene Ontology annotation, biological process: 7-methylguanosine mRNA capping; DNA repair; DNA-templated DNA replication. Gene Ontology annotation, cellular component: DNA replication factor C complex; cytoplasm; nucleus.